AUAGGCGAGAUUCCGUGCGCACGAACGAGUCUGCUAAACGGGAUUGCCAGUGGGGUAGGCAUCGGGUUUAUUCGUGGGUUUAACGUCCGUCCGUUCGCCGCUUGCAAUUGGGCGGUAGGAACGUUCAUGCUGGUCUCUCUUGGCACCUGGACCAUAUGCCAAAACAACAUACAACAGGAACGGCGGAAGAUACAGCAGGUUGUCGAGGAACUCCCAAAGCGCAUGAUUAAGAAGCAGGAUGCAGACUCCAAAGGAUCGUCGUAA
Heterobasidion irregulare TC 32-1 is the source of this 264-nucleotide messenger RNA. RefSeq lists its product as uncharacterized. NCBI's taxonomy places the organism in Eukaryota, Fungi, Basidiomycota, Agaricomycetes, Russulales, Bondarzewiaceae. Gene Ontology annotation, cellular component: mitochondrion; mitochondrial inner membrane. The transcript has 3 exons. The record is from RefSeq and is a predicted model, not a curated record. Gene Ontology annotation, biological process: mitochondrial respiratory chain complex IV assembly. The annotation marks the transcript as partial.